Molecule: messenger RNA, 1986 nt
Organism: Momordica charantia (bitter melon)
Lineage: Eukaryota; Viridiplantae; Streptophyta; Magnoliopsida; Cucurbitales; Cucurbitaceae
Product: PLC-like phosphodiesterases superfamily protein
Biological process (GO): lipid metabolic process
Molecular function (GO): phosphoric diester hydrolase activity
Source: RefSeq, a predicted model, not a curated record
AGUUGCCUUAAAAUAAGAGAAAAUUAAAGUUAAGGAAGAAAAGCCCGCGUCUGAUACCCAAAAUUUGUCAUCUUUUUUUUCUUUCUUCACUUCAUUGAAAAACUUCCUUUUGCUCUCUCUCUCUCUCUCUCUCUGAGCUCUGCAAUGUUAUCGAGCAGUUUAUGCGCACUUCCCUCUGUUUCUGCCAUUUUGUACCUCCAUCUGACGCUCUUCUCAUUCCUCAUCCCCUUUUCCGUCGCUUGCUUUAAUGGAAAUUGCCAGGUUCUGGAAGCUUGUACGGCUGCCACGGAUUGUGGGUCGGGUCUCUAUUGUGGGAAUUGCCCUGCUUCUGGCAGGAAUCAACCCGUCUGUACCAGAGGCCAGGCCACCAUUCCCACUUCUGUGAUUAAUGGGUUGCCCUUCAACAAGUACACUUGGCUGGUGACUCAUAACUCGUUCAGUAUUGUUGAUGCGCCUCCUGUGGCUGGUGUUCAGAGAUUGACGUUUUAUAAUCAAGAGGAUACUGUUACUAACCAGUUAAGAAAUGGAGUGAGGGGACUGAUGCUGGAUAUGUAUGAUUUCGAAAACGAUAUCUGGCUCUGCCAUUCAUUCCGGGGGCAAUGUUUCAACUUCACUGCCUUUCAACCAGCUAUUAACACUUUAAGAGAAGUGGAAGCAUUCUUAAGUGCGAACCCAACUGAAAUUGUGACCAUUAUAAUUGAGGACUAUGUGCAUACCUCAAAGGGGCUGACAAAUCUAUUCACCAGUGCUGGGCUGGACAAAUACUGGUUUCCUGUGUCCAAAAUGCCAAAGAAAGGAGAAGAUUGGCCAACAGUGACCGACAUGGUGCAACAGAAUCACAGGCUUCUUGUUUUCACAUCUGUUGCAUCGAAGGAAGCGGAGGAAGGAAUCGCUUACCAGUGGAAGUACAUGUUGGAAAAUGAGCCUGGUGAUCCUGGAGUCGUACCUGGUUCAUGCCCAAACCGAAGAGAAUCGAGAGCACUGAAAUCAAGAAGUUCGUCUCUUUUCUUGCAGAAUUACUUCCCAACAUAUCCAGUGGAAGCUGAGACUUGCAAGGAGCAUUCAGCUCCACUUUUUAAUAUGAUCUCCACAUGUUAUAAGGCAUCCGGGAAUAUGAUGCCAAACUUUUUGGCUGUUAACUUUUACAUGAGAAGUGAAGGAGGAGGUAUCUUUGAUGCUUUGGAUAAGAUAAAUGGCCAGACGCUAUGCGGGUGUAGCACACUUGCUGCUUGCCAGGCUGGAGCUCCUUCUGGUACUUGCAAGAGUGUGCCAGCACCUAACACUGGCCCACUGAGCAGUAACUCAGGUAGCUUUACCGGGUCCGUUCAGUUCACCAAAUCAUCUGCUUCGACAGUCCUUUCGCCGAGUCUUUUGGUUCUCUGGUUAUUCCACUUACCACUGUUGGCAUUCUUAAAAACUACAAGCAACACUGAUCUAAUUGGAUUUUGAGCACCUAUUCAUGGAGGUUAAUCUAGUAUAUUGUAUGUAAAGAUUGAGUCAUACCCGGUGUACUGCAUCCCAGCCAUCUUAUAGCGAUUUCCAGAAUUGGUCAUUAGAGUAAUAGACUCUAACAUUAAAGGAAAGACAUUUUGAGAUUUUAAUGCAGAGAAAUAGUUGCAGAGGUACAUGAGGAUUGGAAACCGAGAUAGACCUGGCAUACGACAUAAGCUAGUUCAGGUUUGAUUGGAGGAAAGUGAAAGGGUGUUGGCAUGAGUGGCUGUAAAUGCAAGGAUUAUGUUGAUGAAUACUUAAUAUCCUUCUGUUUGUCCUAGUUUGCUUCCCAAUCUUAUUUGUUAUAUUGUGUCAGUCAGUUCAUUUUAGCAUCAAAAUGCAGCUUGCUAGUAAAGCCAUCUCAUUAAAGAAGCUCCUUUGAGAGAUUCAAAAUACCAACAUAUUCACAAACUUUAUAUACCUGUUAAUGCCAACGAUUCCUCGUCGAUAUCGAUUUCGGGGUUCAGGCACUAGAAAAAGGUGGUUCUGUUUAAA